Molecule: messenger RNA, 2095 nt
Organism: Halteromyces radiatus
Lineage: Eukaryota; Fungi; Mucoromycota; Mucoromycetes; Mucorales; Cunninghamellaceae
Exons: 1
Coding region: 36-2030 (664 amino acids)
Source: RefSeq, a predicted model, not a curated record
UUUUUUUUGUAUUUUACUUUUAUUAACCUACUCUUAUGUCAAUACAUAAUAUUUUAUCCCUUCUUCUUUUUCUUUAUCUCACAUCUUCUGUUUUAUGUUGUAACGUCGAUUACGAAUAUAACUUCUUGACCACUACACAACCGUCCACUGUUGACAAUAAGACCAUCGACAUUCACCUAUAUUGUUCCAUUGAUGACUUGCCACCGCCAACUUCCCGACAACAACCUAUUUAUGCCCAUACCACAACAGCAAAAGCACGAUCAAGAUUACAUAUGCCAUCUUCCAAGUUUAUAUUGGAAAUGAUCCAUCGUCUACAAGUCUCAACCAAACAAAAACUCGCUACCGCCGCUCAGCAAAUGCAUCACCUUUUGAAUGUAGUCCAACAAAGAUUACAUCAAGUAGAAUAUGACAGAUUCAUUACAGGCACUGUAGUGCGCUUUUAUCAAUCUACUGGUUACAUGAUACGUACUCAUUUACAGCCGACAAUGUAUGAAAUACGCCAUAAACUCUGGCCAUUGAUGUAUGGAUUGAACGACAGGAAAGAAGACAUGGUACAAUUUUUGGAAGACAUUUAUACUCAUCCAGCUCUAGAAUGGCAUAUCUUCUCAUCAAAGUUGACUGGUCAAUUAAGGUUAUUCAUGCGACACUUGGGAAUGGAUUCCUUUUUACAACACAUACAUCAACAACUCUUACGAUUGCUGUCAAAUAGUUUGUUUUCUACAAGGAUCAAUAGCAGCAAUUCUUCGCCGCCAUUCUCGAAUCUGGAUGAUCUCUUCAAGGAUAUGUUAGAAACGGAUUAUCAUGGAAAAUUCUAUAAGCAGCAAAUGGCUCGAUACUAUCAACAAAUGUCUCCUCAAGAACAAACUCAAGUACUAUAUUCAAAGCGUGAUUUUACACAAUGGGUUAAAGACGGUGCUUCACAAACACAUAACUUUGUCGUGCAAACACAACAAGAUUGGAUUCAACUUAUGCAGUCGCUCUAUCAUGAUAUGGAAUCCAUGUUGGAUUGUCUCUCUCUUCCACCACCCGACUCCUUGAUGACCACAAUCGACUGUUCUCCCAAAAUUCGGCGUCAAGCUUUGUUACUCCUUUCACCUCCUUCUUCGGCUACUUCAUCUAUACUGACAACUGAUUCUACAGGUUCAUCAUCAACAUCAUCACGACAAAUACAAAGUACCACUUCUACUACACGUCAGCGAUAUGAAUGGAUAUUUGAACUGGAACAAAUUUACCAGGAAUUGGAGAUUACUAUUGAAUGUAUCUGUCCUAGCAACCACCACCAGCACAGUGAUCAAACCUUUCAUCCAUCAUCCUCUCCUUUUAGCAAAUCUUCAACCCCUCAUAUCAUUAAAUACAAACAAAACCACCCUCAACAACAACAACAACAACGACAACAACAACAACAACAAGAUGAACAACAAUACCAGGAAAAUCAUACAACGCAUCGACAACUCUCCAUAGAUAUGCUAGCCAAUUUGAAGAAAACAAUGAUGAGACGAUUUGCACGAUUGGAUAAGGAAUUACAUCGUCAAUUCUUUGCCGCAACUCCACCGCGAAAACACCAACCGAUGCAUUCUAUUUACAAUCGGCUUCGUGAAAACGUUUCAGCGAUGAACAAAUCGACCUAUGACAAAUACUUGAACCAGUUGAUUCUAUCAUGGACGGCAAUGAUGGCGAAUACUUUGGAUAUGGCAAACUCUGUGGCGGAUGAUUUGAUCUGGUUACAACGCAAAAAGGACGACAAUAGGACAAACAAUGUAUAUGCGGAAUCAAUCGAGUUGAUUUGGACAAGCGCUCAGCGGAAAAUGGACAAGAACAAUGAACAAUUGAUCAAUCAAUGGGAAUUGAUUUUUAUCGAUCUGGAUCAUGAUUUGCAAUUGGCUUGGUUGGAAAUGCUCGAUAUGGUGGAUGAGACUCAUCGGUCUUCUUUGGAACGUGUUAAAUCCUUUUGGUUACAUAACAAGGCUCGUUUAUCUCAUUUUUUCUCUUCUUUGUUUCAACCUACCCAUUUAAUGAUUCAUCAGAAUUAGUAUCUCCCUACUUUUUUUUUAUUCUUCUUCUUUUGUAUCAUAUCUUUUUUUUUUUUUUCUUGUCC